AUGGAAGCAUUAGAUACUUUGUUUAUAGACCCGGCCGGACUGAAAAUGCCAUAUAAUUAUAUCUCCGCACCACCAUCCUCCUACGAUUCUUCACAACCUCCAGAACAUCUUACAACCAAACAAAAACGUGUACGGAGACGAAAUAAAGCCAGGAAAACUUAUAAUGAACAAUUAAGAACUACAAUGAAUUUAUUUACCGUUAAUCCAUCAUUAUUGCAAGCCAACUUCGUUAAUUAUGCAACAACAUCAGAAGAACUAAAUUACUUGGUAUAA
Messenger RNA from Didymodactylos carnosus, 273 nucleotides. The record is from the annotation of a GenBank genome assembly. NCBI's taxonomy places the organism in Eukaryota, Metazoa, Rotifera, Eurotatoria, Philodinida, Philodinidae.